CUUUUUCCAUUCUCCAUGUGAUGUUACUCACAUUUCUUGGAACCUCAACUUAGUCCCACUUUUGUCAUUUCUUUUUCCUCUCUCUCUCUCUAAUAACAUACUCUUUUCUCUUCCAUGUGAAAGUAUUCAUAUUUAUCUCUCUCAGAGGAAUAAUCAACAGCACCUUAAGCCGCCUCAGUUUGUUGGGUUCAUCUUUUUACCUUCUCUCUCUCUCUUUCCAUGGGUUUUUCUUUUCAUUAAUCUCAUCAUCAUCCCAUCGUCUCUUUCAUCUUCCCCUGUCUUCUUCCUUCUAUCUCUCUCUGUAUUCUAGUGCUCAAAAUCAUCUUCCAUUCGAUUCGAGAGGAAAAAAAUAAAGUCAACAAAGGAAAAACAUUCUCAGACAUUCCCCUUGAUACAGAAGAGAAAGUUAAACAUUCUCUUUGGUUUUUUUUCAUAUUCUAUUUUCUUUUUUUGUUCCAUUUUAUUUUCUUCUUCUUUAAGUGUUUCCCUAUCUCUUUCCAUGUCUUUCUAGGUAUUGGACAUUUCCCAUCAUCUUUUCAUCUCAUUUACAACCUUUAAGUGAUCUCAUUUUUAGAUAUUCAGUUGAUUCUGGUUUACAUGAUUACCUUUUGGUUCUGAAAAGAUCAUCUCUUCAUCUCUCUCUUUUAAUCUUCCUAUGAUUCAACUUAAAAGUUGAGGUUUCAGGGUAAACAACGUUAAUCAAUCAACGGAUUUCCAUCACCCUGUAAAUCUUAAUACUCAUCAACUGCUAAUGUAAAUCGCUUCAAUUGAUGUUCAAUUGUGAACCAAAAACAAUUAAGAAUUGAAUCCAAAAAAAGACCAAAAUUUAAGGGUUACAAUAAUUUGAUAUUUGACAAUAAUAACUAAUCAUAUUCAGUGAAUCAUGACAACAUCCAAGUCAGCAAUCAACUCAAAUAACGAGAAUCUGGUCAACAGAUCAUCAUCAUCAACGGAAACCAACAACAAUUAUGAAAAUAACAACAAUAACAAUAAUAAUAAAUCAACUGAUUCCGGUAAAGAGAUGGAUAUGCAAAUAUAUUGGUCUUAUGUUGCUGGAUAUGCAAUUCUUCAUGUUGGUGCUUUAUAUGGUAUCUGGUUAAGUCUAACCCAAGCAUCUUGGACAACAUUAAUUUUCACCUUUAUUUUUUACAUAGUAACUGGUUUUGGGGCAACGGCAGGCGUUCACCGAUUAUGGUCUCAUCGAGCCUACAAGGCAAAGUUACCGUUAAGGAUUUUACUGGCUUAUUUUAACUGCACACUUUAUAUAGGUCCUAUCUACGAAUGGUGUAGAGAUCAUCGAGUUCACCAUAAAUACACCGAAACUCAUGCUGAUCCAUAUAAUGCUAAACGUGGAUUCUUUUUCUCUCAUAUUGGCUGGUUGAUGUGUAAAAAGCAUCCCGAUGUCAUUGCCGCUGGUAAAAAGAUCGACAUGUCCGACAUUGAAUCCGAUUCGGUCUGUCGAUUCCAACGUAAAUACUACAUGCCUCUAACUAUAUUAUCCUGUUUCAUUAUUCCAACUUUUAUACCAAAACUUUGGGGCGAUUCUUAUUGGAUUGGAUUCUGGAUUCCUGGUCUACUUAGAUUUGUCCUUCAGCUUCAUGCUGGAUUUCUUGUAAAUAGUAUCGCCCAUAUGCCAAUGUAUGGACGUCGUCCAUAUGAUAAAAACAUUUACGCCGCUGAAAUCCCUUUGGUCUCUUGGUACGCCGGCGGUGAGGGUUUUCACAAUUAUCACCACACUUUCCCCUGGGAUUAUGGUGCCAGUGAAUUAGGAUGGAAAUGGAAUCCAGCGAAAACAUUUAUCGACCUGAUGAGCGCAAUCGGCUGGGCUUAUGACUGUAAACAAGUGAAUCCCGAAUUGAUUAAGUCCAGAAAAGAGCGGACUGGUGAUAUUAAAGACUGUGGUCCCUAUGGUUAUUAUUAGUGGUGAUGAUGAUUGUUAAAUCUAAUCAUCAUCAAUUUAAUGCUUGAUUGAUUAAUCGACUGACAAGCGAGAGAGAGAAAA
Messenger RNA from Panonychus citri (citrus red mite), 2002 nucleotides. RefSeq names its product stearoyl-CoA desaturase 5-like. Gene Ontology annotation, cellular component: endoplasmic reticulum membrane. Gene Ontology annotation, molecular function: iron ion binding; stearoyl-CoA 9-desaturase activity. Lineage: Eukaryota; Metazoa; Arthropoda; Arachnida; Trombidiformes; Tetranychidae. Gene Ontology annotation, biological process: unsaturated fatty acid biosynthetic process. The record is from RefSeq and is a predicted model, not a curated record. Bases 884 to 1921 code for a protein of 345 amino acids. The transcript is spliced from 5 exons.